AUGUCUUCAAUUGGAGUUGCUUGUGCUGAGGUGUACGUGAAGCAAAAACGGCAGAUGGAGAAAAUGAAGAGAAUGGAGGAGGAAAGAGUGGGAAGAGGAGAAAAUGUCAUUGAAGAAAGGAAAGUUGGUGGUUCUAGUACUUCUACAAGUGGAAAGAGCAAGAAGAAGGUCCAUCCAGGCAGUUUUCCUGGCUCGGAGUCUGUAGGGAAGCAAGGGAAGUGA
Dovyalis caffra is the source of this 222-nucleotide messenger RNA. The record is from the annotation of a GenBank genome assembly. NCBI's taxonomy places the organism in Eukaryota, Viridiplantae, Streptophyta, Magnoliopsida, Malpighiales, Salicaceae.